AUGGAUGCAGCUGAGAGGCAUCAGAUGGAUACGAGUGGCGCAAGCACAGAUGCAGGAUAUCAACACGUCCGGACUCUGGAGGGGCAUCACUCGUCGGUUGCGGGGGUUAAGUUCAAGCCAGACGACGGGGCAAUUCUCGCGAGCUGCUCGGCUGAUGGGACUAUCAAGAUGUGGAAGACAGAAACUGGCGAGACAACCAGAACGUUGAAGGGCCACAAAAAUGGCAUCAACGACGUGGCUUGGAGCCAGGAUUGUCGAUAUCUGUGUUCAGCGUCAGAUGACCAAACGGCAAUGGUGUGGGAUGCAGAAUCUGGGAAGCAGCUGAGCACAUUAUCUGGCCACUCAAAUUUUGUCUUCUCCAUAAAAUUCAGCCCUGCUGGCAAUUUGCUGGUGAGUGGCAGCUUUGAUGAGACCGUCCGCGUAUGGGAUGCUCGGACUUCAGGAAUUAUUCGAGAGUUGCCGGCUCACUCUGAUCCAGUGACAUCAGUUGAUAUUAAUCAAGAUGGCACAACACUCGUGUCAUCAUCCUUCGAUGGGCUUGUGAGGAUAUGGGACACAUCAAAUGGAAAGUGUCUGAGAACGGUGAUAGACGAAAAUCAUCAUCCUGUGUCGUUUACACGAUUCACCCCCAAUGGGAGGUACCUCCUUGUUGCGACACUCAACGGGCAAAUGGCUCUGAGGAAUUGUGAAGAUAAUAAGAUAAAAAAGGUUUACAGAGGCUACCAAAACCAAAUGUACUGUUUGGUACCUGCCAUUUCAUGCACAAAGGGCAGGCUUGGUGGUAGAUGGCUGGUGACUGGAUCUGAAGACAAUGGCAUAUGUGUCUGGGAGAUUAACAAGAGGGAGUUAUGCCAGAAAAUUGAAGGCCGGUCCAGCCCGUCGGCCCUGGGAAGCGGGCAUUGCGAUGUUCCUUUGUGUGUUGAUGCCCAUCCAACACAAACCAUGAUUGCAUCCGGAGCAGGAGAAAAGGACUCCAGCAUCCGGCUGUGGCGAGCUAGUGAAUGA
Ostreobium quekettii is the source of this 1005-nucleotide messenger RNA. Lineage: Eukaryota; Viridiplantae; Chlorophyta; Ulvophyceae; Bryopsidales; Ostreobiaceae. The record is from the annotation of a GenBank genome assembly.